CAGAGCCGGGAGCUUUGCAGGUGGACUGUACACUUGCUGAAGAGGCCCUUGUUCAGACCUGCUGAGAUGUCCGAGGGCAGAUCUCAUAUUUUGGAUUCUGGCUAUAUUAUAACGAAUGACACUUUGGCAUCAGAUGUCAUUGGUCGAAGAGUUGAAGUUAAUGGAGAAUAUGCAACUGUGCGUUUUUCUGGAAUCGUCCCUCCUGUGGCAGGAUGCUGGUUAGGAGUAGAGUGGGACAAUCCCGAGAGAGGAAAGCACGAUGGGAGCCACGAAGGGACGGUGUAUUUUAAAUGCAGGCACCCAACAGGAGGAUCCUUUGUUCGUCCUAACAAGGUAAAUUUUGGAAUAGACUUUCUUACUGCAGUUAAGAACCGCUAUGUGUUAGAAGAUGGACCAGAGGAAGAUGGAAAAGAGCAAAUUGUUAUAAUCGGAAGUAAACCUGUGGAAACCAUUGGUUUUGACUCUGUUAUAAAACAGCAAAGUCAGCUGAGCAAGUUGCAAGACAUUUCUCUGAGGAACUGUGCAGUAAGUUGCGCUGGUGAAAAAGGAGGAAUUGCCAAAGCAUGCCCUAAUAUUAGAAAGGUAGAUUUGUCAAAAAACCUGUUGUCAUCGUGGGAUGAAGUGAUACAUAUUGCUGAUCAGCUCAGACAUCUGGAAGUUCUUAAUCUCAGUGAAAAUAAACUCCAGUGUCCUUCUGGUUCAGCAUCUCUUACCGGAACAUUUUCAGCACUGAAGGUUUUAGUCCUCAAUCGGACGGGAAUAACGUGGGCUGAGGUGCUCCAGUGCGCCUCUGCGUGCCCCGUUCUUGAGGAGCUGUACCUCGGGUCUAACAAUAUCGUCAUUUCACAAAGGCCAACUGAUGUUCUGCAGACUGUCAAGUUGUUAGACCUUUCUUCUAAUCACUUAAUUGAUGAAAGUCAGCUGUUUCUGAUAGCAUAUCUGCCCAGAUUAGAACAACUAAUUCUCUCUGACAUUGGAAUUUCUUCUAUACAUUUUCCGGAUGCUGGAAUUGGGUGCAAAACGUCAAUGUUCCCAAACUUGCAGUACCUUGUCGUAAAUGACAAUCAGAUAUCACAAGUAAGAGUUUCUUCAGAGUAUUGGGUCCACAAGUUACAGAGUCUGCACGCUCUGUCCUGCAUCCGAAACCCCCUGACCGAAGGCGACAAAGCAGCACAGACCACGCGGCAGCUCAUCAUCGCCAAGAUCGGUCAGCUGAGGACCCUGAACAAAUGUGAGAUUCUGCCAGAGGAAAGGCGCGGGGCUGAGCUUGAUUACCGAAAAGCUUUUGGAAAUGAAUGGAAAAAGGCUGGGGGACAUCAGGAUCCAGACAGAAACAGACCAGAUGAAGAAUUUCUCGCAGCCCACCCUAGAUACCAGUUGCUGUGCCUUAAAUAUGGUGCACCUGAAGAUGGGGAACUCAAAAUACAACAACCAUUUAUGCUCAAAAACCAGCUACUAACACUGAAGAUAAAAUGCCCUAAUCAACUUGAUCAGAAAGUCCUAGAGAAACAACUGCCAGACUCCAUGACAAUUCAAAAGGUGAAGGGAUUGCUGUCACGUCUUCUCAAAGUCCCUGUGUCAGACCUUCUGUUGGCCUAUGAAAGUCCCAAAAUGCCAGGCAGAGAAAUUGAACUAGAAAAUGACCUACAGUCCUUACAGUUUUAUUCUGUGGAAAAUGGAGAUUGUCUGUUAGCGAGAUGGUAACAACCAGCUAAUAAAAUUUAGAGACUAGACUGCUUAUCAUGUCUGGGGUUCACCGGAAAUAAAUGAUUUCUUGGAACAAUUCUGCCCAAAAAUGAAGUUUUACAACUUGCCCUAACAAAGGAUGUAUUUUUUGUUGGGAAGAGACCAUUUCUAGGCUUGUAUAUAUAAUAGCAGUAAUAAAGGCCUUGAACCUA
Microcebus murinus (gray mouse lemur) is the source of this 1898-nucleotide messenger RNA. The record is from RefSeq and is a predicted model, not a curated record. Lineage: Eukaryota; Metazoa; Chordata; Mammalia; Primates; Cheirogaleidae.